CCUCCUCCUCCUCCUCCCCUCCUUCUUGAUCUGGUCUCACUCUUGUUUCUCAUAGAUCCGGACCCCUGGUUUCCAGAUGCUCGAUCAUGAUGUUUGCCUUGUUGAUGUACCAUUUCAAAUUAAAAAACUUUUGAUUUGGAACAAUGUCUUCUCAGAAGAUAGAGACUGGCCACCAAGAUGUGGUUCAUGAUGUCUCCAUGGAUUACUACGGCAAGCGCAUAGCUACAGCUUCUUCUGAUACCACCAUCCAGAUCAUCAGUGUGAGUGGAUCCUCUCAUCAGCACAUUGCCACCCUAAGUGGUCACCAGGGUCCAGUCUGGCAAGUUGCAUGGGCUCACCCUAAGUUUGGAUCUAUGCUUGCAUCUUGCAGCUAUGAUGGCCGUGUCAUCAUAUGGAAAGACGGAACCAAACCCGCGCGAUGGUCUCAGGCUCAUGUUUUCACUGAUCACAAAUCCUCUGUCAACUCCAUUGCUUGGGCUCCACAUGAUUUGGGUCUCUGCUUGGCAUGCGGCUCCUCAGACGGUAACAUCUCAGUCUUCACUGCUCGCGCAGACGGAAGCUGGGACACCACAAGGAUUGAUCAAGCACACCCCGUCGGUGUGACUUCCAUCUCUUGGGCCCCAUCAAUGGCCGCUGGUGCUCUAGUUGGUUCAGGUCUUCUUGAUCCUGUCCAGAAACUUGCCUCUGGUGGCUUUGAUAACACGGUUAAAGUGUGGAAGCUUUACAAUGGAAGCUGGAAGAUGGACUGCUUUCCUGCUCUGCAGAUGCAUUCCGAAUGCGUGAGAGAUGUCGCUUGGGCUCCAAAUCUUGGCCUACCCAAAUCAACCAUUGCCAGCGCAUCUCAGGAUGGAACAGUGGUUAUAUGGACAGUUGCAAAGGAAGGAGAUCAAUGGAAAGGCAAAGUUCUUAAUGAUUUCAAGACCCCUGUUUGGCGAGUGUCAUGGUCUUUGGCCGGCAAUAUAUUGGCUGUGGCUGAUGAGAGCAACAAUGUCACACUUUGGAAGGAAGCCGUAAAUGGUGAGUGGCAGCAGGUCACAACCGUGCAGGUGCAGCCAUAAGAUUUCUAGUUCUAAAGACAUCCCUGCUACAUUCUAGGUGCUCUUUUGAAGGCAAUCCUCUUUAAGACUUUUCGGAAAGUAUGCUUGCUUGAGUUUGUACAGGUUUUUCUGAUUAUAUGAAUUUGUUCAGCUGGAUUCUUUUGUGGUUAGCAUAAUGUAUUCUAUUUGUUGAUAGAGUUCCCUGUGUGGGCAUGAAAGUGUAGCUUGCAUGCCUUAUUUAUUUGGAACAUAUGAAAAUUAUUUGAAGAUAUGAAAGUCAGAACUUGGCUUCAAGAUAAGUGUAUUUUGUCAAGCAUCCCUUUCAUCUCCAA
This is a messenger RNA of Dioscorea cayenensis subsp. rotundata (Guinea yam), 1369 nucleotides long. Its product is annotated as protein transport protein SEC13 homolog B-like. The record is from RefSeq and is a predicted model, not a curated record. Gene Ontology annotation, molecular function: structural molecule activity; protein binding. Gene Ontology annotation, cellular component: COPII vesicle coat; nuclear pore outer ring. The transcript is spliced from 2 exons. Bases 144 to 1058 code for a protein of 304 amino acids. Gene Ontology annotation, biological process: COPII-coated vesicle budding; protein import into nucleus. NCBI's taxonomy places the organism in Eukaryota, Viridiplantae, Streptophyta, Magnoliopsida, Dioscoreales, Dioscoreaceae.